Molecule: messenger RNA, 2368 nt
Organism: Sclerotinia trifoliorum
Lineage: Eukaryota; Fungi; Ascomycota; Leotiomycetes; Helotiales; Sclerotiniaceae
Source: the annotation of a GenBank genome assembly
GUUGGGGUGAAUUUGGGAUGACAAAGUUGAGGUUGGAGCUCGGGUAGAUUUUUAUCGUCUCUUUUUGCUGGCUGAUACAAAUUCACGCGAUAAGACCGACAACAAUACCAUACAAGGAACUUAUCAUAGAACUUUUACUUUCACCUAUCGAUGUGGAUAUUGCUGGGAUUUAUUCCGAUUAGAUAAUGGAAUGAAUACCAUGAAGCAGAAUGCGCUUCCUAUCUCAAUAAAGGAGUUUGCUGAUGCUCUGUUCAAGAGGCCAUGUCAAGUUCCUUAUCAUUAUGACCGGCGGGGUCAUAGGACUUUGGGUAUGUGAUUGCAUUUUACUCUUGAUUAAUGUUUACUAACUUCUGAUAGGGCUUGCGGUGAGUGGAGGAGUAGAUUCAAUGGCCCUUGCGGCGUUGUGUAUGCAAAUGAAAAACAACUACAUACCGUUUGCAUUUGAUGGAUAUCCAAUACAUCUGAACAAGAUCGACUUUCGAGCUAUCAUUGUCAACCAUGGAGUAAGAGACGGCAGUCUAGAAGAAGCUCAGAAGGUCAUGAAAGUGUUGGAAUCUUUAGGUAUGCUAAUAUCUAUAUUCGUAUAUCUAUAGACCUCUGACACAAGAAUGAAAAUAGGCAUGACCGGACGAAUUUUAACUCUCCCAUGGAACGAUGUCACUGGGAAUCCCUCCAAGCUACCUAAUUUCGAGAGCUUAGCCAGGAAGUACCGCUUUCAGGCAAUUGGAAAAUAUUGCCAGAAAUCCGACAUCACUUCACUCCUUCUCGGACAUCACUCUGAUGACCAAGCCGAAACUGUAGUAAUGCGUCUAGCGAAAGGCGCUCUGGGAGGCGGUCUGCUUGGUAUCAAGCCAUCUUCUCCCAUACCAGAAUGUGGAGGUUUAUAUGGAGUUCAUGAAAGCGGGAGUCCCAUAACACUCUCUCCACCUAUCACUAAUUUCAAUCAUCAGACGAAGCCUCUCCCAUCGCGUCAGACAGGACAAAACAAAAUCGAUUCGCCUGCAUCUGGGGCCAAAAAGAUCAUGCCCGAGUUAAAGGUAGAAUCGGGAGGUAUUACUCUCUAUCGUCCCCUUCUUGAAUUUCCAAAAGAAAGACUCAUUGCGACAUGCAAGGCUCUAGGCAUGGAGUGGUUUGAAGAUGAUACCAACAACGAUCCCACCCUAACGGAUCGGAAUGCAAUACGUUAUUUAUACGAUCGUACAGGGUUGCCUUGCAUAUUACCAAAAUCUAGAGUUCUCUCUCUUGCAUUACAACUUCAAAAUGCUGAUAAUUUACGUCAACAAGAAGUCGAUCAGCUUAUAAAAAGAUGCAAAGUAACGAGCUUCAGUACUAGACGUGGGACCCUUAUAAUCAGGUUUCCCUUCAUAGCUCACGACGCGCCUCAAAGAUCAACAAUAGCUGCUAUGUUACUCCGUCGUAUAAUCAUGACAGUUACCCCAAAUUCCGUGGUGUCUCUCGAACAGGUUUUGAAUGCAGUUCCAGAAAUAUUUCCUCUGCCUGAAAACGAAAUCGCGCCAAAAACCUUUAACACAGCUGGUGUCAUGUUUCAACCAAUUAAUGUCAAUCCAAAAAUCGGAGGAAGCAACGAGUGGCACAUCUUUCGUCAACCCAGAUACAGGAAUUCACCAGAUGAAAUUGUUGUCCCGGAGCUGCUCCCGGAGAAGCAGCCCUGUUGGGUCUUAUUUGAUAAUCGCUAUUGGCUAUUGAUACAUAAUGAACUGUCCUCCCAGGCUGGUAGUCUGGUCGUCCGAUUCCUCAAUGAAGAUGACAUAAGCAAACUAGGAAAAGCUCUCGGCGAGAAAGAAUCCUGGAUAUUGAAGAGACUUUUAAGAGCGGUGGAAGGCGAAACGAGAUGGAGAUAUUCUCUACCUGUUGUUGUGUGGAGGCCACAUGGCGGUGUGAUUGUGGGCCAGGAGGUGAUUGUUGGUUUACCGACUUUGGGAGUGAGAGUUGAUGGUUUCAGUCGUGUCAAAUGGUUCUGUAGGUACAAGAAGAUAAAUCUGCAAGACCUAGGUCUGCAAGCUGCAGAUAAACCAAAGGCUUUCCAAGUCCGUCGGGUGAUGGGGCUCAAAGGAGAGGUCUCAGAUGGGCCGAAGUUUGCGCCUUGGCUCAGCAAGCGCGAAAAGUCUCUGGCUGGUUUUGGUGGAGUCUCGAAGUUGGAGAAUUAAUAUGAGCGAUUACUCAAAAAGGCCUGAUACCUAUUAUUCCGUCUUUCCUAACUUUCUUUUGACCAAAGAAAUAUCUUGUAUGCCACAAGGCAAUUGCCACAAAUUCAUCAUGUUCCGUCUUCCUUUCUUCGCCUUUACAUACGCCUAUUCAGCUGGAACAUUCCAGUUCUGUGGUAUCAUGUCAAAAAACCUACGUGUUA